This is a messenger RNA of Lepisosteus oculatus (spotted gar), 1495 nucleotides long. It is a transcript of the gene tent5c, whose product is annotated as terminal nucleotidyltransferase 5C. NCBI's taxonomy places the organism in Eukaryota, Metazoa, Chordata, Actinopteri, Semionotiformes, Lepisosteidae. Gene Ontology annotation, molecular function: RNA binding; poly(A) RNA polymerase activity. Gene Ontology annotation, biological process: mRNA stabilization. The record is from RefSeq and is a predicted model, not a curated record.
CAGCGCAGCAGUGGGGUUGCAGGUUGUGGAUGUGGCUUGAGUGUCUGUAUUAGAGCUGUUUCUCUCCUGCGUGUCAUUUACAAGUGUUGAUCGGAGCCUGUCUGCGCAUUGAGAUUUAGACACAGCUGAGCAUGGCCGAAGCCGGGAGCAACCAGAGCAGGUGCUCCAGCGUGCUCACCUGGGAGCAGGUGCGCCUCCUGGACGAAGUCAUGACCGAGGCCGUGCCUGUCCACGGCAGGGGCAACUUCCCCACCCUGGAGGUGCGGCUCAAGGACAUCGUCCAGAUGGUGCGGAGCCGCCUGGAGGAGAAGGGGAUCCGCGUCCGGGACGUUCGCUUGAACGGCUCCACCGCCAGCCACGUGCUGGUCCAGGACAACGGCUGGCUCUACAAGGACCUGGACGUCAUCUUCAGGGUGGACCUGCCCAGCGAGGCCGAGUUCCAGCUCGUCAAGGAGGUGGUUCUGGGCACGCUGCUGGACUUCCUGCCCGAGGGCGUGAACAAAGAGAAGAUCACCCCCACCACCCUCAAGGAGGCCUACGUGCAGAAGCUGGUGAAGGUGUGCACCGACCUGGACCGCUGGAGCUUGAUCUCGCUGUCCAACAACAACGGCAGGAACGUGGAGCUGAAGUUCGUCGACUCGAUCCGCCGGCAGUUCGAGUUCAGCGUGGACUCCUUCCAGAUCGUCCUGGACUCCCUGCUCUUCUACUACGACUGCGCCGAGAACCCCAUGUCCAAGCACUUCCACCCCACGGUCAUCGGGGAGAGCGUGUACGGCGACUUCGCGGUGGCCCUGGAGCACCUGAAGAACAAACUGAUCGCCACCAAGAACCCCGAGGAGAUCCGGGGGGGCGGGCUGCUGAAGUACUGCAACCUGCUCGUCCGGGACUUCAGGCCCACCGACGAGGAGAGGUUCAAGGCCCUGGAGCGCUACAUGUGCUCCCGCUUCUUCAUCGACUUCUCCGACAUCGUGGAGCAGCAGCGGAAGCUGGAGUCCUACCUCCAGAGCCACUUCGUGGGCGAGGAGAAGAGCAAGUACGACUACCUCAUGAUCCUGCGCAGGGUGGUGAACGAGAGCACCGUGUGCCUGAUGGGCCACGAGCGGCGGCAGACCCUGAACUUGAUCUCCCUCCUGGCCUUCCGGGUGCUGGCCGAGCAGAAUGCCAUCCCGGAUGCGUCCAGUGUCACCUGCUACUACCAGCCAGCCCCCUACGUCCGGGACCUGAACUUCAGCAACUACUAUGUUGCUUCCUGCAGCCAGUCUUAUCCCACCUGGCUGCCGUGCAACUGAAGGAGCAGAACUGAUUUGAGAUGAGGGGACCAGGAAUAAAAUAAAAGCUCCCCUUAUCGGUUGUGAACUGCAGAUGCAACACGGGACACAAUGCUCCUUCUCUCUCUCUCUCUUUCCUUCUUUGCUGCAGAGACGGUUCCAGACUCUUGGGCCCCAUCGUGGCGUUUGUCGUACUUUUGUUUCUCAAUAAAUCCUGUUCAAGUCUA